Aphanomyces astaci is the source of this 539-nucleotide messenger RNA. RefSeq lists its product as hypothetical. The coding region runs from base 16 to 408 and encodes 130 amino acids. The transcript has a single exon. NCBI's taxonomy places the organism in Eukaryota, Oomycota, Saprolegniomycetes, Saprolegniales, Verrucalvaceae. The record is from RefSeq and is a predicted model, not a curated record.
CGCACCCACAACAUCAUGCUCCAACAUCAGUUCCAGGUUGAGUUGCAGGCGCUGGAAGCAUCGCAGAAAGCGGCGCGCCAGGCGGCUCAUGUGAAGAUACAGACUGCGUUUGAAGCGAUGGACGGGUCGUUGGGGCAACACGUGGACGGCGCCAUGGACCACAUCAUUGCGACCCAGCAAGCCAUCCAAGAUGCAUGCAUUCAACUCGGCAAGGUCCAAGUCCAACGGCAUCAAAAGGUGGUGCGAUGGAAGGCCGAGUUGAGACGAUUCCAGGCACAAGUAGACGACUUGAAGCUGUUUGAACAAUGGUGUGAACGCACCGAAGCGAACUUGCAUCUCGUAUGCGGGAAGCUCGAGUACGUGUGCCACGAACUCAACCGCCUGGACGACGACACUUCUACAUCGUAGGUGUCGUCCCACCAUCCCUCUCAUGCUGCCACCCUGCUCCAUACUGGUUGCAUCCUCGCUGUAUACUCCAUUCGUUUCUAUGAGCUUUAUCAUGUUACAUUCGAAUAUUCCGCGCAAGUUCGCGAAUCACG